AUGUUAAGGUAUCAGUUUAUUCUUGUUUUAUUUCAUGUAUAUGUGUGUCAAUGCCAGAGUCGCCUAACAAGCUCUGAUCUUUCUAAUCCACCACUUCAAAGCCACCUUGACCCAUAUACCACUAAACAUCAUGCUUACAAAGACACUAAAUUUGGAUCAACAUUUACACCAGGCUCAAAGGCCCAACCCUUUACCAUUUGGACACUGGACCAUGGUAAAAUAUCAUAUCCUGGGGAAAAUUUUCCCCAAGGGUCUCCAAUUGGUUUCCAUGUCUACACCAACCAUUCAGGCUUCCUAGAUUGCAUGUGGACCGGCCAAAAGUCAUUGAUUGACUUUGUGAAUACCAGUCCAUCAAAUGUGCAGUAUGUGUUUUUAACUUUUGACAAUAACGCAUUAAAAAUCGCAACCUGGAUGAAAUCCCAGUUACAAAAUGCUCUUUUAUUGUCAAAACUAACUCUUACUGAGCAAACAAAUUUUAUGAAAAAAAGUUUCUUUGUCAUCACCCCGGUUUCAGAACUAGGCAAUUGGAUUCCCGCCAUUUUGCAGGAAUGGUCAUGCAGUGACCAUGGAUGCGGUUACAACCAAGUUGCAUUUGAAUCAAAAUCCUGGAACCCGCCGGUUAAAUUUGUAAAGCGAGUUGAUGCACGUUAUGACUGGGCAUUUGUUCACCAGUGGAAACCUGCUGCCCCUACCUUAACCCACGUACCAGAUGGUUGUUCGUUUAGUGUAAAAAACAUGAUACAUAUAAACGGCUCUGUUGCUCUUGUAGCAGGUUCCAGUAUAAACUGCACCAUUGCUAAAAAGGUAAGCAACUUACAAAAUGCAGGAGCUAUUGGUGUGCUUGUGUACUCAGAACCUGGUUAUCCAUUAAAAGACAUUAACUGUGAUGGUGCAGAUUGUUCUGUACAAAUCACUAUACCAGUUGUGAGCAUCCCAUACGAUGCUGAAGUAAUUGAAAGUGUCAAAACAGGUUAUGUUGUAACAGCAAGCCUUCAGAAUACUCCAUCUCCAAAUUUCUACUUUACAAUUGACGGAAAGGGCAAUCUUGCAGAAGCUGGUUGGUUCCUGUAUCCCUCCCUGCAGUUUCUAGCUUGGCAAAUGCAGUGGCUUGUAUUUGAUGCUAAUCUAACAAACAAAAUCUCAACAUUUGUUGAUUACAAUGUACCUGUGUUUAACCAUACAGUAUUGCAAGGGAAAAAUGGGACAGGCAAUGUCACAGUUCAGUUAAAUAACCUUCAAAACUACAACAGUUUGUAUUUGGAUAUGUCGCUUGGGUGUGUCAGUGACACAGAAGAUGGUUGCCCGCCAUGGGAUCAUGUAGCUACUUUGUAUGUGUGUUGUGAACAAGCUGAACAAGAGUUAUGUGGUGUAGAAGUAGGACGUUGGAUCACUGCAUUUCGGAGAGGCACUGGUCACUGGCUAACCAAUGUUUCGCCACUUUUACCAGUGUUUGGUUUAUCAUCAUCAACUAAAUGCAGUUUUAAGGUUUUACUCGGGGCAUGGUGGGCUAAGCCUUGGACAGUAACCUUAACACUUAGGUUUAAAAAGACUCCUACUCCACAAUCUUUCUAUCCAACAGUAUCCAAACUACCCUUGAGGCCUUUCAAAGCCAUUCCUUUAUUCCAAGGUGGAACAUUCGACAGUAACUACAAUAAAAACCACCCAAUGCUCCAAAUAACAGCACCUAGCUUUACCUCUGCUAUUAUUUAUGCUGUUAUAACUGGCCAUGGCUCUGACGAUCAUAACUGCGCUGAGUUCUGCGUCACGACACACCUUUUCUCUGUAAACAACAACUCAGCUCAUAGCACAACAUUCAACAAUGCUGGGACGCCAUUAGGCUGUGCAGAGCGUGUGCCAGAAGGUGUGGUGCCUAACGAGCAUGGUACUUGGUUAUAUGGUAGAGACGGUUGGUGCGAUGGUCUGCAGGUUGAUCCAUGGUUGAUUGACAUUUCAAACGAACUUCUUCCAAACUCCAUAAACAACAUAACAUACCGUGGACUGUUUGAAGGCAAAGAUCCAAAUCCAAAGCAGAACCCAGGAUUGAUUAGAGUUUCAUCUUACCUUGUGUUUUAUCAUUAA
Ciona intestinalis (vase tunicate) is the source of this 2079-nucleotide messenger RNA. RefSeq lists its product as uncharacterized. Gene Ontology annotation, molecular function: oxidoreductase activity, acting on paired donors, with incorporation or reduction of molecular oxygen, reduced ascorbate as one donor, and incorporation of one atom of oxygen. Lineage: Eukaryota; Metazoa; Chordata; Ascidiacea; Phlebobranchia; Cionidae. The record is from RefSeq and is a predicted model, not a curated record.